AUGCCUGCGCCGAAAACCAACCCGCUCACAGCUUGGCUAAACCGCAAUGGAAUAGGCCCCGCACAAACACCCACUCCCAAGAAGCCGACAAGAGACGUCUCACCUCUAGAAAAUUCCCCCGGGGUCUACAUAACUCCGUACCGGCCACGCAAAAGUGAAGCUUUUGUAGAGUUGAGCACGAGCAGCAGCAGCAGCAGCAAGUCCAAACGAAAAUCCGAGAGUGUACUGGGCGGUUCCGAGAAGAAGAGGAGGGAAGGGGACAAGAAAGUGGAUAGUGUCAUACCUGUUGGGAACAAGCAAAAAAGAAAGCCUUUGGGAGGAAGCAGUAGUAAAAAGUAUUCCAGUCGCGUUUCACGUCCGGAAGAGGACGACAAGGGGAAGAAGCAGCGUCUGCUGGCUUUUGGGGCCAAGGGUGAGAGUGACCUGAACGAGUCAGUGUCGGUUGCCAAUGGCUCUCCUUCAGGGGCAUAUGGAUCUUGCUCAUCGUCUCGGAUGCUAUCCGCACCGCAGGCUUCUUCUGCUAAAGCCGGCUAUAAGCAAUCCUGUCUGCAAUUCCCAAUGACCGGAUCUCCUAUCUCGGCACCCAUCCCCAACACAUCCUCUUCAACCUCCCUUACGAACCAGCCCAUCGAACUCACGUUUGCAUCUUCUGCUCUUGUCAAGAAGCCAAAGAAAGUUAUGGAAGACCUUGCGCCCGAGAUGAUACCUUUUAGUAAACCUCUACCAUCCCUUGAACGUGUCCCUAUCCCUGGGACUCGGUGGUUGUUGCCCGGAGAGAUAAUGGAUUUGAUGGCUGUUGUGGACUUUGUGCGCACGUUUGGUGACGAUGUCUUUGGAUUGGGAGAUACCACUUCUUGGGAGCUGAAUUGUAUGGUGGACGCUGUGUGUCAUUCCAGUAGUCAUUCUAAGAUGUUACUGGAGAUGUAUUGUCUUUUGGUGAAUGCCAUCGAUCAUCAUGCACAGGUGGACAUGAUCCGUCUGCAACAUCGAGUAGCGGAACUCAUGCAAGGUCACUCUGAUUCUACACUCGGCCAAGCCUUAAAGUCGCAAGAGAUUGCCAUGAUGGAUCCCUCCACCCAUGUGAAGAUAUUGUCAACCCUCACUCAAAAGGUGAUGGAAACAGAUGCAUUUCGAGAGGUGAUAAAGUUGAACCAUGAUAGAUUGCAAGAGAUGCGGAAGGAUAAAUGGACCUCAGCGAUAAAGAAGAAGGAGCGUAAAUCUGAUAUUGCCGAACUUGAGCAGCAAAUCACUGAAAUUGACGCACAAAUUGCGGCCAUUGAUGCAGAGCUACGCGAAAAGAGUGCUAGCGCCGAUGCACCAACCGGUACUACUGAUGAAGAUGGAACGGAUUCCACUGACAGUACCCGUGGGGGAACUUUUCUCCGUCGAUUGGUGGACCGUGAUAGAAGUGAUAAACUCCGAAAGAUGCAAGCCGAGCGCCGAUUAGAGGCGGCAACAUUGGCCCGACAACGGAAUCUAUUGGUCAACAAAUGUCACCGGGCUGAGAAGGAAGUGGAAGAAUUGGAAGAGGCUGAUCUAAACUGGCCGUCAAGAUACGAUGCGGUGAAGAGAAUGCUCAGGAAUGAUACCAUGAGAGUUGCUGGUUUGGAUAGGGACGGACGCGUCUACUGGUGGGUGACUGUUAAGGGACAAGAGUUAAGAGGUCAACGUAGCGAACAGGAAGAUACCAACGGCGAAGAAGACAAGAUGGAUCGGGCUAUAGAGCCAGAUUCAAAAAGGACCACCGAGUCAGUUGAUGACAAAGACCCCGAUAUAUACGGUGUUCUUGUGGAACAAUAUACCUAUGCCUACCAUGAUGCCACACCAGGAACAUUGUCACCCGUGCUGUCCCUUGACCCAAAGGGGAAAGGCAAAGCGCCAGCGUAUCUUGUGGAGGCCAGUCGAUAUUACACACCACCCGACAACGCCGCCAAGCGGCACAUCCGAGCAACCUGCACUACCGAAUUCUCUUACAUUGAUUCCCUGUCGACUUUGACAAAGCUUUAUCGAUCAUUAAAUUCCCAUGGAUUGAGGGAGAAAGAACUACGGAAUGGAUUAAAGACAUUUUUAGGUCCUUCUGGCGAGGUUUUUGAAGUAAAAGGUAGGAAAGGGGUCGCUGCUAAACGAGUAGAGAAUGCUUUACAAGCUUUCGGCGACUGGAUCAAAGGUGUCGACCGUGUAGAAUUGGAUCAAGGGGGAGGGGAAUACCGUCGGUUGAUGGUUGAUGGUGUUUUGGAACUUGUCAAAAAGUUUGGCAAGGGUUGCGGAUUGAAUGUACAGGAAGCUGUACAAGAAAUUAGACACCGGGUACAUGAUGGGGAUGAGGGUGUGGAGGUCAUUGUUGAGAUCCUAUCUAAAUGGAUUGAAACGGGAAACUGCAUGCUAAGUGACACGACAAAGGACGGCCUUGGGGAAAUCAAGACAUUUUCUGGGGUAGCCGUGUGGUGCUCGAAUGCAACUGCAGAACACUUGCAGAUGACUCGAGAUGUAAUAAAACAGCAGCGAGUAGAGCGAGAACAGAAGGAUGUAAGAAAGCAGCAGCCGGAAGAGCGAAAAAAGAUUGAGAAGCCACAGAGAGCUGCUUCUGGAUUUCAACGAACACGCUCUGGACGACGCGUCAAUGCUACGCAGUCAACUCAGCUUUCUGAGAAAGAUUUUGAUUCUAUUCUACGAAAGGCUGAACGUCAGCAAACCCGCGAAAGCCACUCUGAAGGCGAGGAAACAACUGAUGAAGUGGACAACAGUGACAGCGAUCCAGUAACUGCUCGUCCUCGACGAAGCAGUCGUCUUGGUAAAAAUCAUGCAGUUGCAACUGCUAUGACCACGAGGUCGGGACGGACUCUUACUGGAGGAGAAAGUGACAGACGAAGUCGGGUUGAGUGGCAAUUUGGAGAUGAUGACAGUGCUAGCGAGGAUGAGAGAGCAAAAAGAGCUAGACGAAGGGCGCAAAUCACAAAAUCUGAUGACGAAGAAGAAGGGGAGGGGGACCAAGACGAGGAGGAUGAAGACGAAGGGAGUCCAGAUGCCGAUGACGAUGUUGAUGACGAAAAACAAUUCACGUUGUCACUACGCCCGAGAGCGCGAAAUGCGAAAGUUAUGAUGGAUGAAAGUGAAGCAGAGGAUGAUGACGAAAAAGAUAACGAUGAAAAUGGUGAUGGUGACCAGAAUUACGCCUCCAGUGAUGAUGAGAUAUAGAAGAACUAGGGUAGUCUUUUCGCGUAAUUAUAAUAACAAUAAGUUUGCUACAGUAAACAA
Molecule: messenger RNA, 3255 nt
Organism: Spizellomyces punctatus DAOM BR117
Lineage: Eukaryota; Fungi; Chytridiomycota; Chytridiomycetes; Spizellomycetales; Spizellomycetaceae
Exons: 4
Coding region: 1-3195 (1064 amino acids)
Source: RefSeq, a predicted model, not a curated record